This is a messenger RNA of Staurois parvus, 382 nucleotides long. Lineage: Eukaryota; Metazoa; Chordata; Amphibia; Anura; Ranidae. The record is from the annotation of a GenBank genome assembly.
GGCCGAAGAUGUCAGCUCGGUCAUGUGAUCAGCGGUGUCCAAUCACAGCUCAUCGCGAGCUGUCACACUGUAUUCCUCAGAGGGGACAUGUACACUGAUCAUCAGGGCACUGAUGAUCAGUGUAGCCCCAGCAGUGCCACCUGUCAGUGUCCAUCAAUGCCAGCUGUCAGUGCCAUCAGUGCCACCUGCCAGUGCCACAUAUCAGUGUGUACCAGUGCACAUCAAUGCCACAUAUCAGUGCCCAUCUGAGCUGCCUUUCAGUGUCACCUAUCAAUGCCAGUCAGUGCCACCCAUCAGUGCUGCCUAUCAAUGCCCCGCCUAUCAGUGCCAGUCAGUGCCGCCUAUCAGUUCCAGUCAGUGCACAUCAGUGCUGCCUAACAGU